GUCGUGGUUUAGCCAGAUCGAUCUUUCGCUCGCUUGUUCCACGAGCAGGGCACACGAUUCUAUUCUGCUGUCGCCAUUGCUUCCGGAGCCGCGGCGGCCUAGAAAAGGCCGGGAAAGGCCAGCCCCUUCGUCCCGGGCCCAUGACCUCGGACUGGUUCCGGAAACGCUUCCUGGGGAAGACCGACCCGGGAGCUCGGGGACAGGAGCAGACGCCUGGCCGGGCCCCCACCCCGCCGCUUUACUGCAGGCCGAAGUUUCUGCGGGGCGUGGGCCUCGGGGCUCGGGAGCCUGGCCAGCGGCCCGUCUACUCUCCAGCCCGGGACCACCCGUUGCCCUGGCAUACGGGAUACGCCGAGGUCAUUAAUGCAGAGAAGUCAGAGUUCAAUGAAGACCAGGCAGUGUGUUGCCCGCUCUCAAUCCGCCGCCAGGAGGGUGGUUCUGAAGAGGAGCAGGAAUGGCUAAUCCUGUGUCAAGAGGAGUUCAUGACUGGCUAUUAUUGGGCACUGUUUGAUGGCCAUGGGGGCCCAGCUGCUGCCAUCCUUGCCUCCAACUAUCUGCACACCUGCAUUCGGCAGAAGCUGGAGGCUGUGGUGGAGGGUGUCCUGGCUACCCAACCCCCCAUGCACCUGAGUGGCCACCCGAUCUGCCCCAGUGACCCACAGUUCGUGGAGGAGAAACACAUAAGGCCUGAGGAUGUGGUGGUAGGAGCACUGGAAAGUGCAUUCCAGGAAUGUGAUGAGGUGAUUGGCCAAGAGAUGGAAACCAUGGGCCAAUCAGGUGGCUGCACAGCCCUGGCCGCCCUUUACCUCCAGGGGAAGCUGUAUGUGGCCAAUGCAGGGGAUAGCAGGGCCAUCUUGGUGCAGAAGCAUGGGUUCAUGCCCCUGAGCUCAGAAUUCACUCCUGAGACCGAGAGGCAGAGGAUCCAGUAUUUGGCCUUUGUCCACCCUAAGCUCCUGGCAGAUGAGUUUACACGACUGGAGUUUCCCCGGAGACUGAAGGGGGAUGACGUGGGUCAGAAGGUCCUGUACCGGGACUAUGGGAUGACAGGCUGGGGCUACAAGCGUGUGGAGAAGGCUGACCUCAAAUACCCGCUGGUGCACGGGCAGGGCAGGCAGGCUCGUUUGCUAGGCACGCUGGCUGUGACCCGCGGCCUGGGAGACCAUCAACUGAAAGUCUUAGACACGGACAUUGAGGUCAAACCCUUCCUGUCAUCCAUUCCCCAGGUACAGGUGAUGGACCUGGAGCUGCCCAGUGUUGGGAAAGAUGACAUCAUCAUCAUGGCAACAGAUGGUCUGUGGGACAUCCUGUCCAGUGAGCAGGUGGCCCAGGUGGCCCGGAGUUUCCUCCAAGAGAACAAAGGAGAUCCCUACAGGUUCUCGGAGCUAGCCCAGGCCCUGAUUUACCAGACACAAGGAAAGGAGACUAUUCCCCAGGGCACUUUGGACAGGGAAAGGCUGGUAUCAUAUGAUGAUGUCUCCGUGUUUGUGAUCCCUCUGCACAAAAUGGAAAGAGGGAAUGGAGGAUCCUGAGGACUUCGGGUUCAGUGAUAAAUUGGUCCAUGAUACGGGAAAGCGCGUGUAUAUAUACCGCCUCC
Molecule: messenger RNA, 1594 nt
Organism: Tachyglossus aculeatus (Australian echidna)
Lineage: Eukaryota; Metazoa; Chordata; Mammalia; Monotremata; Tachyglossidae
Gene: PPM1M
Product: protein phosphatase, Mg2+/Mn2+ dependent 1M
Exons: 10
Coding region: 141-1529 (462 amino acids)
Biological process (GO): protein dephosphorylation
Molecular function (GO): protein serine/threonine phosphatase activity
Source: RefSeq, a predicted model, not a curated record